GUUCCUCCAGUUUAACACGUGACUUAUAAUCAAGCCCGAAAACAUAAAUUUGUGUUACCCUAUUGAAAGUUCAUUCUUUCAUGUGCAGCAGAAAACCGAGGGUGCGACAAACGGGGGCGCAUUGAGAGAAAGUUUCGAGGACACGGAGCCUACAGAAUCUGUCUCUGGGAGGCCCGAGGUGACAGUCAUGUCAGGAGAGUGUCCCGGUGGCAGUGCGGGACGGCCCUUCACCAACCGGAACGGCCACAAACCGUGGUCCGUGGUCGCGCUGUCCGUACUGUGCUCCGCCGGGGCUGUGGCCGCGGUCGGCUGCUUCAGCGCGCUCAUCUACCCGAUACUGAAAGAGCUGCGGGUAGAGAGGGUGAAAGGAGAGGAUGGAACUGAAGAGAGGAUGUUGGGUGUCUGGAGUAUCCUGGUGCUGUCAGUAUUAGUAGGAUGUAUCUGCUGUGUCUUCUCAUGGACUCUCACCUACCUUGACUCGUAUCAGCCUGGUAUGGCGUUCCCAACACUGGCCAAUUUCAGAGAUGUAUCUGACCAUGAUUUCUACAUGAGUUAUGGUGUUGCGGUCCUUAAUGGCAUCAUGGGCAUGCUCACCGUCAUCUGGAGCCUCACCUGACAGACGCACAGGCAUGGGAGAACUGGGCCUAGAACCACACAAAGGCCUCUGAGAUGUUCUCCACAAUUCAGUUAAAAUAAAAGUCAAGAUAUUUAUGUUUGUAGGACUACUAGACACACAUUUGAGUUGAUUUUACCAACAUUUCCUGAGAAAGGGGCUGUGCGUGUGUACAAUUCAAACAUCAGUUUCUGCACUACACUGCGACUGUUUUGUAUCCAAACUGUUACACUGUCUACACAGGAUGCAUUUCAGCCAUGUUUUUAAGUAACGUCUUAUGCAAGUCAAGUCUGUUAGCAACAAAAAAAAAAUGUCAUGGUCCUGUGAUUGGACAGAAAUGGUCCAUGCACAGCAUUUACAUGUUUUGUUCUGUGAUGAGGGACAACUAUCUACAGACAUGCCUGGUUAAAGCCUUAAUACUUUACUUUAACUGUGGUGGAUAUGUUUAUGUUGAAAAACUAAAUUAAUACAGAAAUAAAUAAGCGAUAAGAGCUUCUUCAGUCUUGCUGUUUGUGCAGAAAAGACAAAUACGUUGAAUCUGAACAAUAGCAAGUAAGAACUCUAUUUAAAUGUCACUUUUCAAAACAACAUACAAGGUACUUUACAAAAACUGUUGCUAUAAUGUUACUGUACUGUAAGCCUGUAUAUAACCAACUCGGCAUACUUACCAAAUACAUAUAUGCUGUUCAUUCUGUA
Molecule: messenger RNA, 1309 nt
Organism: Micropterus dolomieu (smallmouth bass)
Lineage: Eukaryota; Metazoa; Chordata; Actinopteri; Centrarchiformes; Centrarchidae
Gene: arl6ip6
Product: ADP-ribosylation factor-like 6 interacting protein 6
Exons: 4
Coding region: 188-616 (142 amino acids)
Source: RefSeq, a predicted model, not a curated record